CCCCGGGGGGUGCAGGGCACGGGCUUCGGGAUCGAGAAAGUGCGGCUCUCCCUGGUCCCUCGGUCGGAGGCGGGGCGGACCAUGGCUUUGAAGGACACGGGCAGCGUGGGCACCACCAUCCUGCCCAUUAGCGAGAUGGUCUCCUCGUCCGCGUCGCCCGGUGCGUCGGCGGCGGCGGCGGCGGCGGCCCCGGGGUCCUGCGCGCCCUCGCCCUUCCCCGAGGUGGUGGAGCUGAACGUGGGCGGUCAGGUCUAUGUGACCAAGCACUCGACGCUGCUCAGCGUCCCGGACAGCACCCUGGCCACGAUGUUCUCGCCCUCCAGCCCCCGGGGCGGCGCGCGGCGCCGGGGCGAGCUGCCCAGGGACAGCCGGGCGCGCUUCUUCAUCGACCGGGACGGCUUCCUCUUCAGGUACGUGCUGGACUAUCUGCGGGACAAGCAGCUCGCGCUGCCCGAGCACUUCCCCGAGAAGGAGCGCCUCCUCCGCGAGGCCGAGUACUUCCAGCUCGCCGACCUGGUCAAGCUGCUGUCGCCCAAGGUCCCCAAGCAGAACUCGCUCAACGACGAGGGCUGCCAGAGCGACCUGGAGGACAACCUCUCGCAGGGCAGCAGCGACGCGCUCCUCCUGCGGGGAGCGGCGGCCGCGCCCUCGGGCCCCGGAGCGCACGGCGGCGGCGGCGGCGGCGGCGGCGCGGCGGACAAGCGCUCGGGCUUCCUGACGCUCGGCUACCGCGGCUCCUACACCACCGUGCGGGACAACCAGGCGGACGCCAAGUUCCGGCGGGUGGCGCGCAUCAUGGUGUGCGGGCGCAUCGCGCUGGCCAAGGAGGUCUUUGGAGACACGCUCAAUGAGAGCCGCGACCCCGACCGACCUCCCGAGAAGUACACGUCCCGCUUCUACCUCAAGUUCACCUACUUGGAGCAGGCGUUCGAUCGGCUGUCCGAGGCCGGCUUCCACAUGGUGGCGUGCAACUCCUCGGGCACCGCCGCCUUCGUCAACCAGUACCGCGACGACAAGAUCUGGAGCAGCUACACCGAGUACAUCUUCUUCCGACCAUCUCAGAAAAUGGUGUCACCCAAACAAGAACACGAAGAUAGGAAACAUGACAAAGCCACAGAUAAAGGAAGUGAAAGUGGGACUUCCUGUAAUGAGCUCUCCACCUCCAGCUGUGACAGCCACUCAGAGGCGAGCACCCCGCAGGACAACCCGGCCAACACCCAGCAGGCCACAGCUCACCAGCCUAACACCUUAACCUUGGAUCGCCCUUCCAAAAAAGCGCCUGUGCAAUGGAUGCCCCCACCAGACAAACGCAGAAACAGUGAACUCUUUCAGACACUCAUCAGCAAGUCCCGGGAAACCAAUCUUUCCAAAAAGAAAGUCUGUGAGAAGCUCAGCGUAGAAGAAGAAAUGAAAAAGUGUAUUCAGGAUUUUAAAAAAAUCCACAUUCCAGAUUAUUUUCCAGAGCGGAAACGCCAGUGGCAAUCCGAACUGUUACAGAAGUAUGGGUUAUAGUGAUGAUCACAUUCCUACAGUAUUGCAAUGACAUUCAAUGUUUACUCCAGUGUCACUAACUGACUGUGUAUUAACAAUGGUCAGUGUGAUUCUUGCUGCUCUUCCGUUUCGUGAGCUGUUAACGUGGGACAGUACUAGUAUUUCCUUUCAUUCCUUUUUGUUGUUGUUACUUUUAGAAAUAUUUACAAAAAGAAAAGAAGAACACCAAUAAAUGUUGAUUCAAAGUGGUGUGUCUGAUUCAAACCAUUUUUCAAGAAUGAAAGUACAAUGUGCAUGAUCAAGAAGCUUAGAAUCUUGAUGUUUGAACUGUGGUCAACUGGAUGUGUUCGUCGUUUUGUAACUCACUAAAAAGAAAUCAUAUCACUCCAACUAAAAGGACAAUAUGGGUGAAGCAACAUCAAGUUGAUGGUUUGGGGACCCAAAUCCAAAACUGUCUAACUGUUAUUACAAUAAAACAAGUAUUAUUUUUGCAUGAGCACAAUGUUACAAGUAAAUCACAAGAUAUAGGGAAGGUCUGUUUGUUGUUUGGAAAGAAAAAAAAAUGUUAUAAAAAAGUAAAGCAAAAAAAAAAAAAUUGUUUCGGGCAAAGCCUGUAAAUGUAAGCUGUCUAGGAAACUGGAUUUUGUUUGUUCUAGACCUGUGAUUUUUUUGGUGUGUAUGUGUAUGGUGUUCUGUAUGUUCAGAUGGUGUAAAUAUGCCUUAUACUAUUGUGUUAUGGCACUGACAUUCAUAUAUUAAUGCUAGUCAUGAUUAUUUCUGUGAAAUGAGUUCUUACAUCAGGCUGUGAAAAUUGGUAUAAUGAUGCUCUGAAAGAUCCUACUAUCAUAUUAAUCAAAAUCAUUGAGGGAAAUGGUAAAGAGCUUUAU
Messenger RNA from Eptesicus fuscus (big brown bat), 2378 nucleotides. RefSeq names its product potassium channel tetramerization domain containing 8 (gene KCTD8). Gene Ontology annotation, biological process: regulation of G protein-coupled receptor signaling pathway; protein homooligomerization. The coding region runs from base 82 to 1512 and encodes 476 amino acids. The record is from RefSeq and is a predicted model, not a curated record. Lineage: Eukaryota; Metazoa; Chordata; Mammalia; Chiroptera; Vespertilionidae. The transcript has 2 exons. Gene Ontology annotation, molecular function: protein binding.